AUGACUCCCGUCAAUACUUGUACCGAUAUAUUUAAGAAUGAGAAUGAGUCGGUAGAUUUGUUAUUACAAGAAAUCGGAACUAAUUCUAUAAAGCCUUCAAUUCCGGGGAAUUUAUCCAUAAAUAAUUCUCCUACUAAACCAUUAAAUUUCCCUACUACAACUCCUACUACCAUCAUGACAAAUACUAAGAGUUAUACCAGUAAUAGUAAUAACUCUUCAGAUACUUAUACUAGUGAAAAUGAAGUCCAAAUAAUCACUCCAGCCAUUGACAAUAAAAAUGAAUCAUUCUUAAGAAAUUUCGAAUUUAAUGAUGAUGAUAAUGAUGAUAGUCAACAAGUAAUUAAUUUUGAGAAAACCAUUCAACAUAAUAAUUCAAAUGAUGAUGAUUUCUCCUUUGUAACUCCUAUGACAUCUACUGUUGAAUUAGUUAAAUCUACUUCAUCUCCUAGUAAAUCAAUUAUGAAAAAUUCAAAGACUCCCAUAAGUUCGCCUAAGAAAAAUGUAGUAUUUACCAAUUUAAAUCCAGAAAUUCAUCAUUAUCAAUUGAAUUCGGCUGAUACUUCAAAUAAUGAAAGUAUUCUUCCACCACCACCAUCAUCUCAUCCAAUUAAUCAUCAAUGGAGUAAAUUAUCUGAUGAAGAUUAUGAUUAUGAUUCUGAUCAUCCUCCGGUACCUCCACCUCAUGUUAAUAAUUCAUUUGAAAAUUUAUUACAUAAUAAACAAUCAGAUAUUCAACUUGAUCAAGAUGAAGAAGAUGAUGAUUUAAAAAUAAAUGAAUAUAAAUUAAAACAUGAUAAAUUUAGUAAUUUAUCAUUAAAUGAGAAAUUGGAUUUAUUCUUAUCUAAACAUAAUGAGAAUGAGAAUGAGAAUGAGAAUGACAAAGAUAAAGACCAUUCAAUUGAAGAUACUCAUCAUGAUUUAGAUCAUCAUUUACAACAUUUACAUGAAGCAGCUAAGAAUAAUGUCACUUCCAAUAUUUAUAAUUUAUCAUUAUCUCUACAAAAUCAUAAUCAUGAUAAUGUUGAGAAUCCAUUAAAUUCUUUAACUAAAUCUACUGAAGUUCAAUUACGAUCUUCUGGUUCUUCUCAAUCUUCUUUACAAUCAUUACGUGAAGAUAAUCGAGGUUUAGAUUCGGUAACUAAGAUCACUACUAAUAAGGGUAUUCAAUUAAAUGAUGGAAUUAAAGGAUUUAGUGAUGAAAUCGUUGAACAGUUGAUUCCUCAACAACAGCAAUAUCAAUAUCAAUAUCAAGAAGAAGAUCAUGAUGGAUUAGUAAUGAAACCAGUUGCAAAUGCAAAUGCAAAUGUAGUUGCAAUUGCCCAUGAACCAGAAGUCGAAAGAUUCGAUACUUCCAUUAAUAAUACUACUGAACAAUCUAUAAUGAAUCUCUUAAAGAGUGCAUCCCAAUCAGAACUCAAUGAAGUACCAUCGGAAAAGACUCAUCACCGUACUGAAUCAAUAACUAAACCUAUCUUACAGGAUAUCUUAGUUAAGGAUGAGCCUGAAUCUGAAGAAGAUGUUGUAGACAUUAAGGAAGAGCAAGAGGAAGAACAACAACAAGUACUUAAGAAAGAACCAUCUGUUGAAGAAAUCAAACAAGAAUCAGGUAAAGCUGCUAAGUUAGUUGAAUCUAAUGAAUCUGAAUCAACACCAGUGGCUCAUCCCAUCAUUAAUCAAGUAAUCCCAUCCUCCGACAUUACUGAACAAGAUCUUGAAUCUUCACAAGAAUCAACUAAGAUGUCUAUACAAUUUCAUAUGGAUAGUCAAUGGAAACUUGAAGAUAGUCAUGAUGGUGAUAAAGAAGAUAAUGGAGAUACUAUAAAUGAUAUGAGUCAACCAAUCUUAGAUGUUAAUUUAUCCCCUAACAUUUCGGCCUCUUCUCAACCGUUUGAAGAUGCAUCCGAUCAUUUAAUAUCUAAGACUUUAGCACCAGUAAGACCAGAACAAGAGGAAGAGGAACAAUCAGAAGAACAACAAGAAGAUAAUACUGGUAAUACUACUGAUCAAAAUGUAUUAGCCAAUUCAUCAAAUAUAGCUCCACCUGAAGAAAUCACUUUACCACCAGUUGAAACUCAUGAUUAUUCAUCUCUUCAUGAUAUUACUAAGAAUUUGGAUUCAGGAAAGGAUUCAUUUGAAGAAUCCUUAUCGGCAGAACAUGAUGUGGAAAAGAAACCAAGUAAUUAUCUUUCUAUUUGGCAUUCUCAGGAGAAACCUAAAUGGAAACAGAAUCAUCAAAUAAGUUCUGAAUCUUUCAAAUCUUUAAGUAAUAAUGAUAUACUUGCACCUAAAGUUCCAGUUCCAGUACCAUUAAAAUCUCGAAAAUUUAAAGAAGUUAAUGUAAUAACUCGAAAAGUAGUUAAUCCUGAAUUUGAAGAUUUACAAGUUUCAGGAUUUUUACCUGAAUUAUCUGAUGAUUCAGGAUUUGAGAAUCAUUUCCGAUUCUUAAGAAAUACUUCAGGUAAUUAUUCGAAUAUUGCUGGAAAUAGAAGAAGUUUUACUCCAUUGAGUACUAAGAAUGUUUUAAGUAAUAUAGAUAAUGAUCCUAAUGUUAUUGAACCUCCUGCUCCAAAUAGUAAUACUACCAAUGGAUCAUUCAAAAGAAGAUUAGUUCGGAAUUCAAUCUCCGUAAUCUCCGCUACGGCUUCUAUACAACAUCAACCCAUCAUUACCAAACUGUAUGAUCCUCGUCAAUUACUGGAUUCUAAUUCUAAUUCUAAUUUUAAUUCUAAACUUAAACCAAACCCAAAACCUCAUUCAAAAUUUCAAGUUCCUUCAUUUGAAAUAAAGAGAUCUUCAUCAAUUUUAUCACCUAGAAAUCUUUAUAAUGAUGAAAUCUUUGCUGAUACAAUAAUUAAACAACCUACUAUAAGAAGUUCAGGUAUUAAAACUUUACCAAGUAUGGAUAAAGAUGAUGUUAAAAGAAUUCUUAAUACUAAAAAGAUAAUAACUCAAGAUGAUUAUACUAAAAUUAAAUUAAAGGGAAUUGAAUUAAAAAAGAAUUCCAUUGUAAAUGAACCAGAUACAAGAUAUGAUGAAUUACAACAACAAGCUUCAAUUCAUAAUAUAUCACCAGAAUCAAGUCCAAUAACUAAAUAUGUUAUACCUCAUUUAGCUAAUGAAUUAUUAAUGAAUCGUAAUGCUUUAUUAUCAAAGGAUCAAUUCUUUAAAGAGAAUAUCUUUACUUCAGAACAAGCAUUUCCUGAACCAGAUCCUGAAUUAAUUAAUUCUCCUGAUUCAAAUAUCUUUAGAACUCCACCAAGAAGUGAAGAAGAAGAAGAAGAAGAAGAAGAAGGUAAGGGUAAGAAGAAGAGUAAGAGUAAGAGUAAAAAGAAAGAUAAAGAUCCCUUAGAUCCUACUUAUAAUUCAAUUAAUAUAGAUAUUCAACCAUCUAAACUACCUUCAACUCCUCAAAAGGGUCGUCCUAUUAAGAUUGGUUCACCUAUGAAAUUAAUUAAGCAAGGUAAAGCCGUUACAGGAGCAAUUAUACCUUCAUCACCUGGUAAAUCAUCAAUAAAUCAUAAACCUCAACCUUCAUUUAAUGGAGAUGAACUUAUAAAUUAUAAAAUAAGAGAAGAUAAUAAGAAAGUAGAAUUUGAAAAUGAUGAUCAUCAACGUAAACCAAGUACAAUCUCUGUACCAUCAGGAUUUACUAAUUCUUCUCGACCUUCUGGUACUUCAUCUGCUACAUUAUUAACCAUGGGUAAUCAUGAUUAUAGAACUUUAAAGGAAGAUCAACAACAAAUAGAUCAUUCACAAGAUGAAUCAGAACAACAACCUGAACCUGAACCUGAAGUUCAACCAUUUGCUGAAAGAGGUAAAUUAUUCUUUCGAGUUAUUGGAUUUAAGAAUAUUAAUUUACCUGAGAUUGAAAGUCAUAAUGCGGAAUUAUCUAUUACUUUAGAUAAUGGAGUUCAUUCUAUAAAGACUCCUAAUUAUAAAUUACAAUCAAGUAAUGUAUUAGUAGGUAAAGAAUUUGAAUUAACUGUUGGAGAAUCAUUACAAUUUAUAUUAACUAUGAAAAUGAAUUAUGAAAAACCUAAAGGAGGUUUAAGAGAAAUUACUGAAAGGAAAGUUGUUAAAUCUAAAAAUAAAUUAGGAAGAAUGUUUGGAUCAAAAGAUGUUAUAACUCUUACAAAAUUUGUACCAUUUGAUAUUAAAGAUUCUUGGGAAAAUAAAUUUGCUCAAGAUGGAUCAUUUGCAAGAUGUUAUAUUGAUUUAGAACAAUUUGAAAACAAAAUUACUGGUAAAGCACUUAAUUUUAAUCUUAAUUGUUUUAAUGAAUGGGAUAAAUAUAUUGAUCCAAUAUCAAAACAACUUACCAAGGGUAAACCUUAUAAAAUUGGACAAUUAGAAGUUAAAAUGCUUUAUAUUCCAAGAACUGAACUUAAAGAAUAUUUACCCACCAGUAUUAAAUCAGCUUAUGAAACUAUUCAAGAUAUUAGUCAAGAACUUAAUUUAACUCAUGAAGGUUAUUUAUAUCAAGAAGGAGGAGAUUGUGAAAUUAGAAAGAGAAGAUUAUUUAAAUUACAUGGAACUUCAUUAAUUGCUCAUAGUGAAUAUUCUCAUAAAACUCGAGCCAAAAUUAAUUUAUCAAAAGUUGUCGAAAUUAUUUAUGUUGAUAAAGAAAAUAUUAAUAAUUCUUCAAUUAAUUAUCGAAAUUUUAGUGAUGUAUUAUUAGUUGAACAUGCAUUUAAAAUUCGGUUUGCUAAUGGAGAAAUUAUUGAUUUUGGGGCUCCUAAUAAACAAGAGAAAAUGGAAUGGAUUACUAUCUUUGAUAGAAUCAUUUAUAGAAAUAAAUUCCGUCGUCAACCGUGGGUUAACAUGAUGUUACAACUGACUGGUUAUAUACCUUCUACUACAUCUAUUGAUCAUCAUCAUCUGACUCUGGCUCCUAGUUCCAUGCUUAUGUAAUCGUUUAUAUCUGUUUGUUUUUUUGUUUAUUAUGUAUUAUACAAUAAUUAGACUAAUGUAAAGUAAUA
Messenger RNA from Scheffersomyces amazonensis, 4979 nucleotides. RefSeq names its product Int1p (gene INT1). The record is from RefSeq and is a predicted model, not a curated record. Gene Ontology annotation, cellular component: cellular bud neck contractile ring. NCBI's taxonomy places the organism in Eukaryota, Fungi, Ascomycota, Pichiomycetes, Serinales, Debaryomycetaceae. The transcript is spliced from 2 exons. The coding region runs from base 1 to 4911 and encodes 1636 amino acids. Gene Ontology annotation, molecular function: GTP binding. Gene Ontology annotation, biological process: axial cellular bud site selection; protein localization to bud neck.